Mytilus californianus (California mussel) is the source of this 1114-nucleotide messenger RNA. RefSeq lists its product as uncharacterized. Lineage: Eukaryota; Metazoa; Mollusca; Bivalvia; Mytilida; Mytilidae. Bases 45 to 980 code for a protein of 311 amino acids. The record is from RefSeq and is a predicted model, not a curated record. The transcript has 3 exons.
UCUAAAAGUAACGUUAUGUGCACCGGCAAAGAUGCAAAGCGACAAUGUUUAAAUUCCCGAAUCUUGAUGAUUUUGGAUGUAAAACAAUAAAAGAAGAACAAACUGAGGAAUUGCCAUGUGAAAAGUAUCCAAUCAUAUCCAAUGGUAGACGAUUCAAAAAAGAUUCCCGUAAAUGGCUUCACAAGUCAACGAACAAAAAUGAACCAGAUGAAGGUUUAGAAACUACAGAAAAACCAAUUGAAGCAAUCGUUAAACGAAAUGAUGUACCCGACAGCUGUAAUGGAACAAACCAUCGCAAGUCUGUGUCAUUUUUAAAGUCAUUUCUAGAGAUGGAUUAUCCAAAGGAUACGCAGACCAAACCAAUUAAAUGUUGCAUACGAAACGUAGAAGAAAAUGCUCAUGGUCCGGAGAUGUUCAGGCGUAAAAAUAAACGAAGACUGGUAUCCCCGUCAACUGGAAAACAACAUAUUGCCCGCUUCAACGAUUCGGUGGAAAAUAAACUAAGACAUUUUAUACAAAUGAGCCAUAGUUUCAGACCAGUUUCGCAAUCAGAAUAUUCGUCUUGUCAUAGUACAAAUGGUGAAAGUAACGGUGGUGUUUCUAACUUUUCAGAUGCCGAAUACACAGGCACCAAUACUAUUACUAACUUAGCAUGGAAUAGUGAGGACAACAGCAUCUGGAGGCAUGGAAAAUUCGUUUUAUCAGAUGGCUCAACUACAACACCGGCCUCUGAAAGUUUGGCUCCUCCGUGUAUUCCAAUAAAGAGAUCGAAAACGCAUGAAAUAAUUACAGAAUACAGUGACAAUAGCAGAUCAUCGUGGGAUUCUACACCAAGUGUCCAUGAUUCAUUUUCAGAAUUAGACAUUACACCAUGUGGAUCACCAUGGACUUCCCUCUCUUUAGAGGAUAGUAUAUUACUCAACUGUUCAGUAGAGUCAUCUAAAGAAACGGCCACUAGCAGUAAAAACAAGAGUAAAUAACACUUACACAAAAUAUAUAAAUGUCUUUUUAGAGUGGGUUAAGAUGAAUUGUGAUUUUUUUUAACAUAAAUGUUAUCUACUUUAAUGUUCAUUUGUUCAGGGCAUGUUAGAAUGGAAAAAUUUGAUGACAAAAA